Messenger RNA from Moneuplotes crassus, 1841 nucleotides. Lineage: Eukaryota; Ciliophora; Spirotrichea; Euplotida; Euplotidae. The record is from the annotation of a GenBank genome assembly.
UCUUAACGUAACGAAAUGAAGAUCAGUGAUAAAAUUGAUUUAAUUAGAAAAAACGCGGAUACUAAAGAUAACAUUUUGUACUCAUUUGAGUAUUUCCCACCAUUGACAGACAAAGGUAUUGAGAAGCUGUACGAAAGGAUCGAAAGAAUGUCUAUGAUUAACCCUCUCUGGAUUGAUGUCACUUGGAGGGGAGGCUCUACUUCCCACAUUACCCUUGAAAUGUGUCAGCACGCACAGAUGUUCACAGGCCUUGAUGUCAUGAUGCAUUUGACUUGCACAAACAUGACCAAAGCUGACAUAGACAAUGCUCUUGAGAAAUGUCAGGAAUAUGGAGUAAGGAACAUACUUGCUUUAAGGGGAGAUCCACCAAAAGAAGGCGAAGAACUGGUGAAUGACUGUCACCUUGAAUAUGGAGUUGAUCUUAUUAAGUACAUUAGAGAGAAUUAUGGAGACUAUUUCUGUAUCGGUGUUGCCGGAUAUCCAGAAACACAUCUAGAAGCUUCCUCUCCUGAAGAUGAUCUCAAACAUUUGAAAGACAAGAUUGAUGCUGGAGGUGACCUUAUAAUCACCCAAUUGUUCUAUGAUAAUGAAGCCUUUUUUGAAUAUGAGAAGAAGUGCAGGGAUCUUGGGAUAACUGUCCCUAUUAUUCCUGGUUUGUUACCUAUUGUCUCUUACUCUGGAUUCCAGAGAAUGACCACUCUAUGUCAGACAAGGGUACCUUCAUCUGUCGCAGAAAGAUUAGAAGAUGUCAAGCAUGAUGAGGCAAAGGUCAAGCAGUUUGGAGUUGAUCUUGCAGUGGAAAUGUGUCAAGACUUGAUUGAAAAGGGUGUUAAAUACCUUCAUUUUUAUACUCUUAAUCUUGAGAAAGCAGUGGUAGAUACAGUCACUAGACUUGGAAUUAUGAGUAAAAAGAAAAGCCUUCCUUGGAAGAAGCCAUCAUUUAAGGAUAGAUCUGAGGAAUCUGUAAGACCUAUUUUCUGGGCUAAUAAGCCUAAAUCUUACAUUGCAAGAACUGCUGAUUGGGAUGAGUUUCCAAAUGGGAGAUGGGGAGUAUCUCGUUCACCUGCUUUUGGAGAUAUGGGUGAAUAUCCUUCAAUGUCCAAACUGUAUAAAAAGAGUACCAAGCAGCUUCAGAAACUUUGGGGUGAAGAGUAUAAGUCUGAAAGAGAGAUAGGUGAUCUCAUCAUCAGUUAUAUCAAUGGUAAGACCAAAAGACUUCCUUGGUGUGAAGAAACUAUUAAGGAUGAGACUGCAACUAUUAGCAAAUAUAUCGAAAAGCUGAAUACGAACUAUCUUUUCACUGUAAAUUCUCAGCCAAAGUGUAAUUCAGUACCUUCUCAUGACCCUGUGUUUGGUUGGGGACCAGAUGGAGGAUAUGUUUACCAAAAGGAAUACAUUGAAUUCUUGAUUCCAAUUUUUUUAGUUGAGCCACUUAAAACUUAUCUUAACUCAUAUAAAAAUAUAUCCUACCAAGGAGUCAAUUGCUCUGGAGAUCAAUUCAGUAAUGUUGCUUCUGAUAGCGUGAACGCUGUUACAUGGGGAGUCUUUCCAGGUCAAGAAGUAGCCCAGCCGACAGUGGUGGACCACACUGCCUUCUUCCUUUGGUCAGAGGAGCUAUUCCAUCAUAUAAAAGACGAGUGGAUUCCAAUUUAUGAGAAAGAGUCUAGAACUGUUGAAGUCUUGAAUAGCCUUCAUGACAACUACUACCUUGUUAAUAUAGUAGAUAAUGACUUUAUCAAUGGAGAUUUACAAGAAGUUAUUGAUAAAUUUAUUGACGAAAAUCUCGAUGCAAUCAAUAGCUAUGAACCAUAGAUUGUUUCUAUUAAAAUUAAUUUUCAAAU